UUUCCGUAAACGGUGUCCUAUUUGAAAGUUCAAUUUGCCGUGUAUAAUUUUACGCUCGUUAGCUAUCACGACUAAUGUCAACAUAACGAGAUCGAAAUUGCGCUGUUUGUAACAGUACUCGAAUUUAUUACAAUUUAAAUAAAACGCUAGCAACUGGAGCGUACGAAGAAUCAGAGGAUACGCUCGUUACCAUCUUUUUUUCAGUAUUUAUAUAUUCGUCGAGUACAUCGAGUCACCAUAUCUUCGAGUAUAAGGUAGAGAAAUUUUAACGACAUAUCGCGUAAGAAUAUUAUCAACGAUUGAUACUUUUUGCGUGUUGUAUCGAUAGUCUCGUAUUUAAAAUGCGUUGAGAAUUGUAUCCCGUAACGCGCACGAUAAUACAAAAAGUAACAAAAAGUUUAAACAUUUUCGGCCGGAACGGAAUAAAAUGUUGAAGAUCACAUUGCUUCUUGGUGCGUUCGACAUUAUUCAAUGCGAAAUGCAGAGAACGAGAUUGGAAAGGACUAUAAGCGAAGCACCGUCUUGCAGUAAUCCGCCCCUGUGUUACUUAUCGGAUACGUACAAGACGGAGUCGAAGAGCAUAUCAUUUCUACCCUAUCCAAAUUCUCCGGAUAUACGCAGGCAACAGUCGAUUCAGCGCAGCUACUAUGGUGGAUUCGGCUCAUCACCGGCUCAUUACCACGCCUUUGAUCCCAUCAGCGUGUUAGCAUCGUUGGCGUUCUUGGCAUUUCUGUUGCAAUCGUUCGCCACUCUCUUUGAUCAUUCAAGAUCAAUCCUGCCGACGAUAGUUAGCGGCAGACAGACAGCCGUAGACUUGCGAGUUCCAGAAGUUUCAAAACACGUGUCGCAUGCCUUGCAGGAAUACGAAAGUCUCAAUGAGGACUUGGAGAAGAAAUAAUUGAUAAUCACUUGACUUUUUACGUGCACAGAACAAUAUCUAUCGUUUUCGAUGUACGAGCGAUCUUUAGAAAUUUACGUAAAUAAUUUAUUCUUUCCUUAAAGAUUACAUACAAUUAGUCGACAUUCUCUACACAGCAGAAACUUGGUUUGUCAAUAUAUAUAUAAUCUAAUGUAAUUUUUUCA
Molecule: messenger RNA, 1083 nt
Organism: Wasmannia auropunctata (little fire ant)
Lineage: Eukaryota; Metazoa; Arthropoda; Insecta; Hymenoptera; Formicidae
Exons: 3
Coding region: 428-898 (156 amino acids)
Source: RefSeq, a predicted model, not a curated record